This is a messenger RNA of Suillus fuscotomentosus, 543 nucleotides long. RefSeq lists its product as uncharacterized. The transcript is spliced from 3 exons. NCBI's taxonomy places the organism in Eukaryota, Fungi, Basidiomycota, Agaricomycetes, Boletales, Suillaceae. The record is from RefSeq and is a predicted model, not a curated record. The coding region runs from base 1 to 543 and encodes 180 amino acids.
AUGUCCUCUGAAAUACCACAAGAGGCCCAGUAUGAUCUGGAUCCUUCUAUCCCUCAUUACACAAAAGAUGGAUUUGCCACACCACACCACGAAAAACAAUCCGUGUUUAAUCUGGAAUUCCUGAAUAUUUUUGCUUCCUCUACUGCACAGAGCCACACUUGUAAACAUCAAGGUCUAAAAUUUGACCUGGCUCAAUUUAUGGAGGCCAUAGCAGAAGUAGGGGUUGCAGACAAUUUUUUAAGUGUCAGGUCAGGCAUAUUGCCCACGGAUAGAUUAGCGAUCCAUGAUGCCUUCACAUGCAGGCAUAAGGUCCUGCUGUCGGAGAAGAAGAUACAAGAGCACAGCUUCUUGAAGCGCAAAAACCUUCUAAUACCUGGUGCAUGGAGGGUUUUCAGGGCUCAGCACUUCCAAUCUGGAGAUGGACAAUCCGGACACCAGGUCUUUUGGAAGAUUUACGAGUCAGAUGGAGAUUCUACAACAUUCUUGGACAGCAUCAUUCAAAAUGUGCUAAGCAAAAUAGAUGAUGAGUUGGUUGUUCUAUAG